GUUCCGGGUUGCUGUAACCAUCAUGUCCUACGUUCCUCCGCACAAGCGACAAUCGAAGGGAGCGGUGACUCGUCCCCUCUUCCGGCAUCGCCACCGCGGCAGUUCAAGAGAGGUCUCAACUUUAGGUCGCCCAGAACUAAUGCUGAUCAGAGUGGGAAGAUCGUCUAUGCAAACAAGGCGAUUUCUAGAUGGUUGGCUGUUGGUUUGGAUGAUGAUGGAGAUCAUCUUCCUUCUGGGGUCUUUCUCAAGCCGGUCUCGGUUGAGGCUAUUGAAAGGAGAUCAGGAGAGAAACUAGCCUUAGCCAAAAAUUGUAUGGCCAAUGAAGAGGAUGAAACCGGUUGGGACCAUAGCAAGAAACCUUGGGUACAGAUAGCUGAAACUGUGAUGCCUGAUUUAGUUUCUUCAUUUGAAGUUGUGAAAAGUGAGAUGGAGGGUCAGAGCAUGGAAGAAAUAAAACCCACACUGGUUGCUAGAUUCGGAAAAAUUCUUUUUUAUGGGAGUCCUUCUUUUCCAGUGGAAACUUGUGGUGAAAUGAAUACAGAGACCUCCUUGAGACAGUUGAAAAGAUCAUUUUACACAAAUAUUCCCUCCUCUUUUGUGGAAAAUGUGACUCUUAGAAUUGUCCCAGAGAUUGGCCUUAGUUUUGAAGAGGAAAAGGAUAUAUAUCAAGUCAAGUUAUCUGAUAAGUCCAGGCCAGAUUCGACCAUCACCUGCAAAUGCAGUGUAUCUAAGGCAGAGCAGAGGCUCGAACUCUAUAAGGUCGAAUUAAACCAGGUGCGACACAUGGUGGUUGAUGUAUCAUGCCUCAAUAAGGAUCUGGACAUGAGGUUGAUGCUAUGCACCAAGAGAAUCUUGACAGAUAUUAGCGAAAAGGAAAAGGACAGCAUUAGGGAUUUGAUUACUUCUGCUGUUAUAGAUUCUAGUGUUAAAGGGGGUUUAAGAUGGCCUCUGGGAAAGGAAUCUUCUGGAGACAGAUACAGCAUUGUUGGAGUUUGGCAUACAAUCUCUAAAACUUAUAAGAAUUCAUCCAUGAGGCUGAAGGUGAGACAUGCGGAUCGGUUUGAUUUUAAGAUUUCCCAUGGGGAAGUGACUGAAGAAACUGUCCUGAAGUUGAAAGGCAUAACUUCUGAAUUGCAUGGACAGGGUCUGGAAACUGAUUUAACCUCUGAUAUGCUUAAAGAUGCAGUAAAGAUGAUAUGGGAGCACUUCUUAUCUUGUGGAAAUACAGUCAUUUAAAUUGGCAUCUAUUUCUCAGAGAGAGAGAGAGAGAGUAAAUGAAACUCAUGGUUAUUGUGUGUGUGUGUGUGUGUGUGUGUGUGUGAGAGAGAGAGAGAGAGAGUAAACGAAACUCAUGGUUAUUGUGUGAUUUUGUGGUGUGAGAAUUGUCGAACUCCUAACUGAGAAUGUAUGUAAGGGCUCAAAAACACGGGCCUGGUGCCCUUUUUUGGCCUUGUGGGAUUGAAUUUAUAUUAUCUCCCUGGAUAUAUGUAUCCUCUAGCAAUAUGCUGAAAUAUGGGAUCUUUUUAAUUAUAGAGAUUUGAUGAGUACCGCAUCUUAUGAAUGCACAGUUAUAUGAAUCUCAGGAGUAUUGUA
Molecule: messenger RNA, 1593 nt
Organism: Eucalyptus grandis
Lineage: Eukaryota; Viridiplantae; Streptophyta; Magnoliopsida; Myrtales; Myrtaceae
Exons: 7
Coding region: 313-1236 (307 amino acids)
Source: RefSeq, a predicted model, not a curated record